Molecule: messenger RNA, 3133 nt
Organism: Elgaria multicarinata webbii
Lineage: Eukaryota; Metazoa; Chordata; Lepidosauria; Squamata; Anguidae
Gene: PPT2
Product: palmitoyl-protein thioesterase 2
Exons: 9
Coding region: 61-948 (295 amino acids)
Cellular component (GO): lysosome
Molecular function (GO): thiolester hydrolase activity
Source: RefSeq, a predicted model, not a curated record
GCAAGCAGUCCAGAGUUGGGAGUGUGUCAUCCACACAGGCUUGAGCCAGCUGGCGGGAUCAUGCGGCAGCGCCGAGGCUACAUUGGGAUCCUGGCUCCAUUCUGCGUCCUGCUCGUCUUCCUCCUGCUCACUCUCACUGCCUCGUACAAGCCUGUCAUUGUGGUCCAUGGCCUGUUCGACAGCCCCUCUGAUUUCCAGCUGAUGCUUGGCUACAUCAAUGAGACCCAUCCGGGGACCAACGUAACGGUUGUCGAUCUGUUCGACCGCACAGAGAGCCUGAAAUCCCUCUGGAUGCAAGUGGAGGGCUUUAGGCAAGCCAUUUACCCCAUCAUGCAGAAUGCUGUCGACGGGGUCCACCUCAUCUGCUACUCACAAGGAGGACUCAUUUGCCGCGCCCUCCUCUCGACAAUGGCCGAUCACAACGUGGACACAUUCAUCUCUCUCUCUUCUCCGCAAAUGGGACAGUAUGGGGACACCCAAUACUUGAAAUGGCUUUUUCCUGAGUACAUGAAAUCCAACCUGUACCGCUUGUGCUACACGCGUAUGGGCCAGGAUUUCUCCAUCUGCAACUACUGGAAUGAUCCACAUCAUCGAGACCUUUACCUCAACAACAGCAACUUCCUGGCUCUGUUGAAUGACGAGAAACUCCACCCCAAUGCAACUGCCUGGAAGAGAAACCUCCUGCGGAUCCGGAAGUUGGUUCUGAUUGGGGGUCCGGAUGAUGGAGUAAUCAUGCCAUGGGAGUCCAGUUUGUUUGCCUUCUAUGAUGAUAAUGAGACAGUGAGGGACAUGACAUCUCAGCCGGUCUACCUCCUGGACACCUUUGGUUUGAAGACCCUACAUGCUCGCGGUGACAUCACUUCCUACACAAUGCCCGGCGUUUUUCACACGUUAUGGCAUUCCAAUCGCACAGUUUAUGACAACUGCAUUGCUAAAUGGCUGACGUAGCUGGUGAUGGCCUGGGAAGAAGUGGGUGGAGGAGAGAGAGAGAGAGUCCUAAGCUGAGAUGUGCUCUGUUACGUCGUCUGGGCACUUCACCCACACAGAAGAAACUGUUACCUAUAGCUUUUCGAGGAUGAGUGGUAUUUUCUUUCAUAGUGGAAGAAACAUUUUUCUGCAGGAAUUUUUUGGUGGAGGCUGGAAGCUGUUUGGGGUUUGCAGAGUGCUGCAUCGGGGCGGGGGGAUGAAUGAGUCUUCUCUCUUUUGUCGGAUCUGAGCUUUAAAAGCUACAGGAAAAAACACAAAAGGACAAUUCAGCAGUAUCAGAUAUUUGAGAAGAGAUGUGGGGUUUUAGAAGUUGGUCAAGACUGAAAAUAGGAAAUUGAUUACAUUUAAAUGUAAUCAAAAGCGUUCGGUUGUUAUAUUUCCUAGUUCCUAACUUCUAGCAGAACUCUAUGCUAUGUGGAAGUUUGCAAUAUUCCCCUUUGAAAUGUUGACCCCUUGAAAAGGUUUGAAUUAUUUUGCCCCAAAUUUAGAAAAGUCUUUUAAAUGGAACAUCUUUAUCUUUUUCAUAUUCUGACUGUAACAGCCACACACACCCAUAAGGACCCAACACUUUUUAAGAGACAUCCAGAAAGCUAACAAAAGACUAACUCAGAGAAAGUUAGUUUGAUUAAGUUCACAGAGCUUUAUUUUAUUAUUGCCGAGUUAAUUUGCGUAGAAAACUCAAAUUCUUCCUUUUCUGUUUCACCGGAGAGAAUGGGUCAGUUUGUAGCCUUUUGACAAAAACUCCAGUUCCAUGGCAUUUUCAAAAUUAAGGGUAAAAUGUAUCGCCACCGAACCAUCAAACAGUUCAGUGUUCCAGUUUACAGUGUCUCUUUGUUUCCAUAGCAUAGUUAGAUGGUACUUCAGAGACUGUUCUUUCAGUAAUACGUUGAAAUGAAAGUUUUAAAUUAUUGAUAUAUGACAAUAUGUAUAUGUAUGUAUGUGUAUAUUUUUCUCUUCCUUUAGAAGCACAUUCUUAGAAACUCAGGAUGGCAACAGAAAAUCAGCAUAGACAGAGACAUUCAUAACCUGCUCUAGUUUCUAUUUUCUUUUUUUAAAAAAACAUUGAGGGGAGAAGAUUGAGGGGAGACAUGAUAGCACUCUUCAAGUACUUGAAAGGUUGUCACACAGAGGAGGGCCAGGAUCUCUUCUCAAUCCUCCCAGAGUGCAGGACACAGAAUAAUGGGCUCAAGUGACAGGAAACCAGAUUCCAGCUGGACAUCAGGAAAAACUUCCUGAUUGUUAGAGCAGUGUGGCAAUGGAACCAAUGACCUAGGGAGGUCAUGGCCUGCCCCACACUAGAGGCAUUCAAGAGGCAGCUGGACAUCUGUCAGGUGUGCUUUAAGGUAGAUUCCUGCAAUGAGCAGGGGGUUGGACUCGGCCUUGUAAGCCCCUUCCAACUCUACUGUUCUAUGAUUCUAUGUACUUAAACCAUCCACCAGUAAUUGUUAAGGGGCAGCUAGCUGUUGGCUGGUUUGGUGAGGCUUCCCCUUAGGUACCCUCCCACCCCACAACUCUUGUGGGGUGGGCAGACCUCAUAGCUUCACCUGUUACAGUAUUAACUCUUAAUUUCAUCAAGGUACAAUAGGACAUGCUCAAAAGGAUCCAGGUUUAACGCUAACCUCCGAUGUGAUAUGAAAAAGGAAAUCAGUAGAAUACAAGGCAGGAUGCACUUUAAGCUGAGCUUUGGGGCAUUUGGGAGGGACACUUAGUUUUUAGAAAUGAGAUGUCCUACUAAAGAGGUGCAGAACCCCCAGCCCAACGGCCAAAUCCUGCCUGCCUGGGGAGUCAAUCAAGCCCUCCAGGAAAUUCCCAGAUGGCCUUUCUCCCAACUACUGAUCUUUGGUGCUUUCCUGACUUUUGUGCAGUGUUCCCCCAUCCCCCCCAUUCUAAAAGGUUGAAACACCUCUUCGAAGUCUGUGCUCCUGGCAGUAAGAGUUUACACUACAAUAUGCUGGUAUUUUGGCCCCGCCUUCUUUGCCCCGCCCAAUUUUGCCUUUGGCCCCUGCCCACCAUUUGAAGACAACCUCUUAGAGGUUCUCCAAAAUGGCCUCUGGCCCCUGGGCUGAAAGAGGCUCUGCGCCUCUCUUCUACGACACGUUAUGCAGAAUGCGAUGAUAGCAUUCCGGACUAGGUGCAAAUUAAUGCC